Anguilla rostrata (American eel) is the source of this 4313-nucleotide messenger RNA. RefSeq names its product mucin-4-like. The transcript is spliced from 3 exons. The record is from RefSeq and is a predicted model, not a curated record. Gene Ontology annotation, biological process: response to muscle activity; regulation of DNA-templated transcription. Bases 330 to 4313 code for a protein of 1327 amino acids. NCBI's taxonomy places the organism in Eukaryota, Metazoa, Chordata, Actinopteri, Anguilliformes, Anguillidae. Gene Ontology annotation, cellular component: nucleus; cytoplasm.
GCAUCAUCACUGGCUGCCUCAAAGACAACAGGAAAGAAGAAAGGGAGGAGAAAAGAAAGAGAUGGAGCAGAUGAGAGGGGCCUUGAGGCCGUCUGCGGCUUCCCUGUCCCGGGCCGCCCGCCAGCCCCAGGCGGGGAGAGCCUGCAGUGCACCGUGGGAUUGCAGUGACAUCAUCGGCGCUCAUCUGACAGGACGGGCUCUAGGGAGGACAUUUUUUCCCGUGUCGGCGCAGACGUUCUGCUGGACUUGCACCGCUGCAGGUCGGGGAGCAGAAGCCGCACAGGCGAGCUGUGACAGAUGUUGGUGCAUCUGGAGGCAUCCCUUUCACAAUGGACGAUUUGGACCACAGUGUGUACAUGGCAGAGCAAGACUGGGACUCCUUUUUCCAGGAGAGCGAGGAGUGCAACCUUCAGCAGGGAGCGCUAGCGGGCCUGGACGACUCGGGACUGAGUGACUUUGAUGAAGCAGAAUUUUGCCUCUCAAGCCAGGAGGUGCGGGCCAGCCUGGAGUCGGGCCCCUUGGGGACUCACAGGUCUAUUGACAGCCCCUCGGACUUGGAAGGACUGCCUGUUAAACCUCCUGAGAGCACCAAAGACCUUCAUGGUCCUGAGGAUGUUCUAGCUGCUGGAGGGAGUGAAGAGACUGUAAAUGUGUUCUCUGAAAGAACUGUGAUCUCUGGGGAGGACGAGGAUCCUGCAAAGCUCAGCUGUGGUGAGCAGGCAAGUGCAGAUUUAAGCAAAGACUGCAGCCUGGAUAAACCCCAAGAAGCUACAGAACCAGCUGGUGCGUGCUGUGCUGCAUGUGGUGUAGACGUUUACCAAGAGACAGCCUGGGACUGUGUGGAUGCAACUGGCAGCACGAGCAGAGAGCCUGCGAUUCAAAUGAAUGCAACUGCAGCUAUCAAUCUGUUUACAGAAUCAGUUCCUCAAGGGGAGAUAGCAGUUCACGCCUCAAAUUGCGGUGAUGUUAGAUCUGCAUUAUCAAACCUCCAAGCUAGUAAUAAGUGUGGACAUUGCAGAGGCCUCUCUGCAGGGGAAUUCUUCUCUGUGCUGAAAGGAUCACCAGAGGAAAUGAACAUGGAAAUAGAAGAGUCAGAGGCAGGCCAGUCAUCUUUGGCAACUCCUUCUAUCUCAUUCUCUGACCCUCAGAAGGAUUCACCAAUGAACACAGAAGCACAGUCUGAUGCUAAUAUCUCAGCGAGAGCUGGCCACCUCAGUGACCGUGAGAAACCUCAUAGGAAGGAAAAGGAACGCUGGUUUGUGACCGUUAACAUGGGCCAGACCCACUCCAGAGAAAGUCCCGGGCCACCGGCAAAAAAAAAAAAAAGAAAAAAAAGUUGCAGUGAAGAUGGGCCUGAACUGGGCACUGGGUCCGAGGGGCAGGACCCAGACAUUGAGUGUAAUUCAGGAGCAGAGAGACUUGGAGUUUCUGAGCCACAGAGUCAGGAAAUAGACAAUAACCCUGAUGACUCCAUAUCUGAUGCAGAGGGGUCUAGCUCAAAUGAAUCUGUCACGUCAACCAGAACCCAACACCACAUAUUAAAAAAUCACAAUGCACUGGUUCUUUCAAAGGAACCAUUGCCUGUAUUUCAGACUGUCUGUGAGUUUGAGGGACACAAAGUAAACUGUCAAAACUCCCAGGAUGUAAAUAAUCACCAAGAACAACAAAAAGUGUCAGUUGGAAGCAGUUUGCAAAUGAAUGCUGCCCUUGAGCGCAAAUUAGCAUUAGAACAGAAUGAUAGUAUGCCCAAGAGUUCUCAGCCAGUCUGCCCUAUGAUGUCUGGCUGGACAGAGCCAUCAAAACCUAUCACUGUUGUAACCCCUAACCCUCUGAAUCACCAGAACCUUCUGGUGAAGCUGCUUUUUUCCAGUCAAAGUGACACCGGUUGGGAAAUGUUAGUCUUCUGCAAGAAUUCUGACCAAGAGGAUCUUCCAUUCUCCCGAGAAGAGAGAGCUUCACAGGAUGAUGCAGAAGCUGAAAACCAGUGUAAGAACUGUCCCACACACUCACAGACCGAUAGCACACCCAAAAGGUGCUCAGAAGAAGGCAUAAUCUCCUCAGAGACAUCCAUCUCCAUAGAAUCGCCAGAAAUUUCAAACAGUUGUGUCUUUGACACCAUUCCUGGUUCCUACUCAUUGCACAGAUGUUUGAGUGCAGAUCAGCAAGUUGACUUGGAAUCUAAAAGGUUUCUUUCAGUGGUGCCGCAAAUUACAAAUGUGUCAGAACCUAGCGGACCAUUCGUUUCUGAAAUCAACAAUGGUUCUGGUGAAUUCGACCAGUCAAAAGAUUUCGUAACCCCAGAUAAAGUCCACAACAGUCCAAGAAUUCAAAAGGACCACACUUGUCCAGAUCAAGAAGAAGUGAAAAAAUCAAACAACAAACUAAUGUGCUCAGAAGAGACAAGCAUCCCGUGUUUAUAUACCGAUGAAAGCGGUCAUACAUCAGCAAAAUAUGUAAUUCAUGAAAGAGACUCCACUCUCUCUGCUACUGCUAAUGCUCAGCCCCUAACAGUAACCAAAGUGAAUUCAUGCUUUCUAACUGCAGAUCAGCAAAGCAUAGAAGAAAAGCCCCGUUUAGAAGCUGCCAUAUUGCACCCCGUAGACACAACAGUUUCAGAUGAACGCGCAGUCGACCUAAGCCCAAUUGAAAGCUCAGUCAUGAUGCUUAGGAACUCCAUCUCCCACAAUCCCGAGAGGAAUGAGAAUAAUCUCACAGGAGACGAUCUGUGCCUAAGGAGCACGAACGUAUCACAGGCCAACAGUGCAGAAAAUUUGUCCAAUCAAACGUUCCCAGAAUUCCUGCGGCCUCCAUUAGAUCCAAUCAAAGGCGAAGCGCAGGAGUUGGACAGUGAAGAAACAUUAGCAGAGGACUCGCCUACUGCAAGCCUCAGUGCUGUUGCGUCUCCUGACUGCAACAUUCAGAGUAUCAUGGAAGAUGAGUCCGUUCUCCCAAAAGAGCCAGGCACCUGCACAGAAGACCCGGUAAGCAGGGAGCUGGAUCCAGUCCUGGACUCCACACGCCCAGUUUAUGCCAUAUCCUCCUUUUGGGAUGAGAUGGAGAAGCUAACGAUAAAUGAUAUCUUGCACCUGAGGUUAGUGAGUAACGCCCGGCGCCCCAGUGACCUCCCCCGCGUGCAAGACGCGGCUGUGGCCGAUGCUUCAGAUGCUGCGGACUCGGGCUACUUUGCCCACCCCGAUGACUCUAAGCCUGACCGCUGGGCUGGGGACACCUCCCUUUUAUCAGAUUUCGAAGACGAGUUCCAGCAAACCCUGAGUGCCAGCGCAAACCCCAGCCCUGAACCCCAAGAUGGAAAAUCACCAGUGCUGUGGUCAACAGAGCCUUGCGGGGAGUGGUGGGAAAGUGAUGCCACCUCCACGGGGUCUGGUAACGAAGCAGGGGGAUGUAUGGAGCGUCCCUCAGAGGACACCGUUUCCCAGCAUCUGUUCUCGGACGGGACCCAGAGCUUCAAGACUCUGUGUAAGGCUGCGACUGCGCAGAAUCUGCAGACUCUGGAGGAAGAGGAACAGUCUUCUAUGUCCUUGCCAGUGACUGCUGGAGGGGCGGGUGAGAGCAGCAUGCUUUCCAGCCUUCAGCAGAGACCUGUGGAAACUUGCAGCUUGGCUCCACUGGAGUAUGGGAAUGAUGCGAUGAGCUCACCUCUGCCUCUUCUUUCUGGAAAGGCCUCACCAGAGACCUAUGUGAUGACUUUCCCUGAAAUAUCGAGGCAUUUCAUUGGUGAAGAUGAAGCUGAGACCAGACUGUCAGCCAGAGCUAGCCCUACCUCUGCCCCACCAUCUGAAACCAGUCUGUCAGGCAGAGAUAGCCCUACUGCCUACUCCCUAUGUGAAACCAGUCUGUCAGGCAGAGAUAGCCCUACUGCCUACUCCCUAUGUGAAACCAGUCUGUCAGGCAGAGAUAGCCCUACUGCCUACUCCCUAUGUGAAAUCAGUCUGUCAGGCAGAGAUAGCCCUACUGCCUACUCCCUAUGUGAAACCAGUCUGUCAGAUCGAUCUAGCCCUAUUGUUGUCUCCCUAUCUGAAACCACUCUGUCAGUUAGAGCUAGCCCUACUGCCUACUCCCUACUUGAAACCAGUAUGUCAGACAAUGCUAGCCCUAUUGUUAUCUCCCUACCUGAAACCAGUGUAUCAGGCAGAGCUAGCCCCACUGUCUACUCCCCAUCUGACAUCAGACUGUCAGGCAGAGCUAGCCCUACUGCCUACUCCCUAUGUGAAACCAGUCUGUCAGAUCGAUCUAGCCCUAUUGUUGUCUCCCUACCUGAAACCAGUCUGUCAGGCAGGAGCCUGCCCCUAUGA